Messenger RNA from Malaya genurostris, 477 nucleotides. RefSeq names its product U6 snRNA-associated Sm-like protein LSm8. The record is from RefSeq and is a predicted model, not a curated record. The transcript has 2 exons. Gene Ontology annotation, biological process: mRNA splicing, via spliceosome. NCBI's taxonomy places the organism in Eukaryota, Metazoa, Arthropoda, Insecta, Diptera, Culicidae. Gene Ontology annotation, cellular component: U6 snRNP; U4/U6 x U5 tri-snRNP complex; precatalytic spliceosome. Bases 120 to 407 code for a protein of 95 amino acids. Gene Ontology annotation, molecular function: RNA binding.
UGUGUUGCAUGAAUAAAACGUCAAAGUUGUAUCAAUAGAAAGCAACAUUAUUUCUUAACAUCAACGCUCUGUAUUCAGUGAGCAAAGAUAGUGCUAUAAACCACACACUUGAUAGCAUCAUGUCAGGUUUGGAGUCAUACGUGAAUAAUACCGUGUCGAUCAUAACUGCUGACGGCCGAAAUUUUGUUGGUACAAUGAAAGGAUUUGACCAAACUAUUAAUAUAAUCCUAGACGAAUCCCACGAACGAGUAUAUUCCAUGAAUGCCGGAAUAGAACAAGUUGUGCUUGGAUUGCAUAUAAUCAGAGGGGACAAUGUUGCGGUGAUUGGGCAAUUAGACGAGAGUAUUGAUAGUAAACUGGACUUUUCUUCUAUUCGCGGAAUGCCACUCGAACCGGUAGUUCACUAAUACAAAUAUUUUAAGUUGAGUGUAAACCAAUAAAAUAACUUGAAGCGAUUUAAAUAUGCUUUCGACAUAA